GAUCCGCGCUGCCAUGAGCGAUGUGCUAGAUAGGUGCCGAGCGCACUUGGAUCUGGUAGGCUUCGGCCCCCGUGAAAUGGCUACUCUGGAUAUCAACGAUAGCGGAGAGAUUGCUAAGCAAAUUGCCUUCGAGCUGAAUAUUACUCCAGGCCAAGAGUUGGAGGACGCUAUCGUGGAAUGGAUACAAGAAGCUUGCGAGACGGCGUUUUGGGCCAGCUACAAUACCCAAGAGCCGGCUCCUCCGCCGGGGGACAGGAUAAAGAAGCUAGAAAUCUCUGGCAACGAGCUGCUAGCGAGAGAAGAGAAACUUCUGGAUAUGUGGGCCAAGAGGCUCGAGGGGAGCCUUGACCCUUCCCGUGCGGCGGAAAUGAUAGCGGGAAGGACCCGCGCUAGCAGCGCGCUGAAGAGAUACGUGGUGGUCUACCAGAGGUGGAGGCUAUGCAAUGGCUACAGGGAUGAGCCCUGCGGACGCUCAGUGCCUGAGACGAUAAUGAAGGCUAUUUCGUGGUUUGAAAAGAUAGCGGAGUUCCGUCUGGAGGUCCGUGCUACAGAGGGUCGCAUUGCGUGGGCGACCAAGGAUAAGAUAGUGGAGAUGCUCUCCGAGGGGGCACCGUUGACCAAACGAGCUCCUCGAUAUCCGACAUGGGUGCUAGUGAAGAUCGAGAGGCUAGUCCUGGAUAAGGAGGAGAUAGCCUGCCUACGCAAUAAAGCCGGAGGAGCUACGCCUGGAGGAGGGGCGGCUAUCUACGAUCCUGAGGAGGACCAGGCCUGGAUAACAACUGGCUUCGACUUGAUAAAGGAGAUGGCUCCCUUCAAGAGGGACUACUUGGUAGGGCUGCCGUCCGCUGUGCAAGGCUACUGGACAGAGCAUUCGGAGAGAUCAGUGCUUCCCACGGCGCUGGCUAUUCUAGGAGUCACGGACUCCGACAACAGAUACCAGGCCCUUGAUGAGAGAGAGAUCGCAGCUAACCUGGUUGACUGGCUCCAGGAUAUAGGCGAAAGCUGGGAGAUGAAGCGGCCAGAGCGAUAG
Symbiodinium pilosum is the source of this 1030-nucleotide messenger RNA. The record is from the annotation of a GenBank genome assembly. NCBI's taxonomy places the organism in Eukaryota, Dinophyceae, Suessiales, Symbiodiniaceae.